Molecule: messenger RNA, 3216 nt
Organism: Dioszegia hungarica
Lineage: Eukaryota; Fungi; Basidiomycota; Tremellomycetes; Tremellales; Bulleribasidiaceae
Exons: 8
Coding region: 1-3216 (1071 amino acids)
Source: RefSeq, a predicted model, not a curated record
AUGCCCGACACAUCUCCCACGGAUUCCGCAGGUCAAUCAUCAGCACCAUCGUCCUUCUCGGCAUCAUCCAUAAGAGACAGCUUGUCCUCCAUGUCAACAGCACCGACGAGCCAGUCACAUCACACGCCAAUGAGUACCGUUGCGGAAGGCCCCGCUCGUAGUGGGCCUCAGGAGGGCGAGAGCAAAAGUCGAGGGCUAGGCGAGCGGGCCAGAGGAUUGAUGGGAGGAAGAUUUGGGUCGAUAAGGGGACAACCUCCUGCCGGACCUCCCCCUCUUCCACCACCUCCGACAGCUGCGCAAUCUGGACCGAGUAGACCUAGUGUCUUCGGCCGGGCGUCGAGCCGCUUGUCCUCCAACCCCCUUCGACCUACUCCAAAUACAGCGCCUUCUUAUCCCCCGCCAUCGUCAUCUCUCCCCAUACCGCCCUCCUUAUCGGUCAAUACAGCCUCGCAACCUCCUCCUGCCCCUUCGGCCAGCUUUGGGCGCUCCCUCAGCACUGCACCUCCAGAUCCACAUAGCUGGCAUGAGCGUAAAAACUCUGGAAUCUCGCAGCGGUCGACCGGAUCCUCCAUAUCCAUCCCUCCAUCACCAUCUGCCUCUGCCCCGCCCAUAUCGCCCCGUACCUCGUCCCUGGCGUCUCAGCGAAGUACACUAGCGAAUCCACCCAUGGUGCCGAACUCUCUCCCUAGAGAUCGGUCCGACCAGGCAGAGGGGAGCGGGACUAGCGGGAGUAUGCUGCCAGGGCGGAGAAUACCUUCAAGGCAAUUGCUGCAAACGGCGUUGGAUCUGGCGCAAAGAGCGGUGGAGAUGGAUCAGGGGAAUGAUGUCAUUGGGGCGCUCAUGGCGUAUAGGGAAGCGGUGGCGAGGCUACAGGCGGUGAUGGACAGAGUCAGUGAGGGGAGAAAGGGCAAAGAUAAGGACAAGGAUGGAAAAGCCGAGCAGGAGGGGAGGACGUUGAGAGGCAUUCAUGAUGCGUAUCUCGCGCGCAUCGAACUACUGCAGUCAUACGAAAAUGGCGAACGGGACCAUCCGGACGAAGGGCUUAUCAACGGCUUUCCCGCUCCUCCAGACUCCCGGCCCUCGAACUCCCGCCCGUCCACUUAUGCCUCCUUACCUUCCGAGUCUUCCCUCCCGUCCGCUGCAUCUUCUCAGCAGCUGUCGCUCAAUUCGUCGGAAUCUUCCGGCCAUCGGAGUGAUGUACCGUUGGCGCCGGGCGAGCGGACACCCCGCCCGUCUGUCGAUAGUGGCUUGUCAUCCGAUGAUGUCAAUCACAUCGGUGACUUCAUGCUGGCCGACCAGAGCUUUGAGCCAUUCUCGCCGGUCAAGACCGAGUCGGGCGCGACUCCUCAAGCGGGAGAUCAGAAUACGCCAUCUCGACCUUCCAGCGGCAAGCGAUCAUCAUCGGAAAGCCUGACCAGCCGGUCCUUAGCCCCAGACUAUGGCCUGACGUCUAUGAUGGCAGGGUCGACCUCUACGGUCAUGCUGAAUGAGGCACCGCCUCUGUCAAGCAUGCUCAGCAAUCCUCCCCCUCGCCGCGAAUCGCUCUCAUCUACUGCUGCCCUCGGCCUGGGCCAUCCUACCUCCCCUCCCAAGUUCUCAGACGACUCCAUGCCUGCCGCACCCACUCCGUCGAGCACAGCUAGCUCAGAAGCGCCCAGUACGCCCAACACGUCCCGGCGUCAUCGGCGGCAGAUGCCCUCGGUGGGCAUAGAGGAUGAGGUGGGGUUGACUGCGGCGGAUGGCGCGGAGGAUGGCGGGGAGGUGGAGGAGAUGAUGGACAGCCAAGAGAGAGCAUCUACAGCGGGUGACGGGGUAUCGCGGACCCACUCUCGCGCCGGAUCGAUCGACAAGUCGCUCCCUCCUUUACCGACAGAUACACCUACCCGCACCGCAUCGCAUUCCCGGCAGUCCAGCUUGAGCAGACUGGGACAGCUCAUUAGCGACAGCACGUCCAGAGGGACGAUCUCCCAGCGGCGGCUCUCGCGGAACAGCCCAAAUCUCUCCACGCUUGAUCCUGGCGGACCGCCCUCCCCAUCCAUACCGAGCUCUAGAUCCAUGGCGUUCCCUGCCCGCUCGCCGGGGAACGAGGCAAGCUUCAGCAAUGUCAGCACCGGUGGUCAAGGCUCGAGUUCGAGAUCCCGCUCAAAGUCACAGCCGGGACAAAGACCGGGGGAUACCUUCCAGGCGGAAUCAGCAGACAAUGUACCCCCUCUCCCGAACCUCCGAAACAAAGCCUCAUUCCCCUCGCAGUCGCAACAGCGGUACUCGCACGCGCGCAUGCCAUCGGACAAUCUCGCGCCGCCCGGACCGGGAUCAUACCGCUCCGUCAGCCCAAGCUCACUGGCUCCAUACGAGUCAUCCGGCGCCAUGUCAUUCUCCGGUUCGCUAAUAUCCCCCGUACCCGAGCUCCAGCCGGAAGACCAUAUCCACCGACCCUUCCAUCUUCUCCGGACCAUCCACCUCUCGAUGGACCCCGAUGGUCCCGGUGCGUACCUGACGGGCGCAAUCCACAUUCCUUCGUCCAUAUGGAUGACAGCCCCUCCGUCUUCGUCGCGAUCGUCCAUGCGGUCCGGUCAGACAGGCAGCGGCGGGGGCUCGGGACCCAAGAUCGCAGCACAAGACGUCAAAGUGCGCAUCAUGGAAUCGCUCCUCCUUCACCUGGAGAUCAUACGGCAUACGGGCGCACCGCUGCUCGAUGGUCCGCGGGAAGUGGGGUAUGGCGUUCCAGGUGUAGCUGCGCCAAGGAUGGGCGGACAGGCCGUUGCUGGGAUAGGGCAGGAGCUGCUCAGCGCGCUAGAUGGGCUGGAGGAUGAGAUGGACACGGUGUACAAGAGCUUUGUCAAGGCGGGUGUGGCGGUCGGUGCCUGGAAGGGCAAGAAGGCUUCUACCAGUAACCGCUCGUGGGGAUCAAAAGUCGUCAGGUCAAUGGACAAGAUGACCAGCUCCAAGGCGAUAGACAGCCCAGAUAAGUAUGUUGACCUCCUCGCCAGCCUCUGCUCCAACAUCCAGAUCCUCAAUGAUCACAUCUCCAUGUUCACCGGUCCAUGCACGCCCGCAUACCAUUAUAUCGCCGAGCCGGGCUAUCGGGCCAUCGAGCAGCGUCUAGUCCGCUCCGCCGAGUUUGUCAGGGUUGUUCUGGUGCCGUUCGUGCUGGACGACUUCAAGCAAUUCUUUUAUAGGUAUCUCAAAGCUGGCAUGCGGUAUAUCGAGGAUUAG